Molecule: messenger RNA, 351 nt
Organism: Zygotorulaspora mrakii
Lineage: Eukaryota; Fungi; Ascomycota; Saccharomycetes; Saccharomycetales; Saccharomycetaceae
Gene: SLO1
Product: Slo1p
Exons: 1
Coding region: 1-351 (116 amino acids)
Source: RefSeq, a predicted model, not a curated record
AUGGGUGAAGAUAAGGCCAAAGUAAGUGACGACUCUAUUAUGGCGAUUCAUAAUUCUUCUAUUGCUAAAACUGCAGGAAACAAUGAGGUUGCAGUUUCUGAGGGGAACAGCAGGUUAUCACAGGUGGAUGAAUCCAGUCCUCAGGUUUAUAAUGAUUCUGCCGACACACAAGAAACUGUAAACCAAGCUAAUCUGUACAAGGAGACAAGACUACUGCGAGACACCCUAGAUUUAUUGUGGAAUCAAACUCUAGAACAGAGAAAUAUGUGCGAACAAUUAGAAAAGGAGAACGCCUACUUGCAGGAAUACAUAAGCAAUUUGAUGACUUCAAGUAAUGUACUGGAUAAAUGA